Cyclopterus lumpus (lumpfish) is the source of this 1332-nucleotide messenger RNA. RefSeq names its product nudix (nucleoside diphosphate linked moiety X)-type motif 14 (gene nudt14). The record is from RefSeq and is a predicted model, not a curated record. The transcript is spliced from 5 exons. Gene Ontology annotation, molecular function: metal ion binding; UDP-sugar diphosphatase activity. Gene Ontology annotation, biological process: nucleoside phosphate metabolic process; ribose phosphate metabolic process. The coding region runs from base 76 to 816 and encodes 246 amino acids. NCBI's taxonomy places the organism in Eukaryota, Metazoa, Chordata, Actinopteri, Perciformes, Cyclopteridae.
AUUCCUUCACUGUCAGUUAGUGUGCGGUGACAGAUACUCAUCGGUGAGCCAACAAUCCAGCUCCAAGUGUAAACUAUGGAAGAGAUUAAUAACGUUGACGUCACUCCGUGCACAGAGUCCGAUUAUCUGAAACCGCUCAGGGUGCACUAUAACCAGAAUGGCACAAAGAAAUCCUGGGACUUCAUGCGAACCCACGAUAGUGUGUCAGUGCUGAUCUUCAACACCAGCUCACACUGUUUUGUCCUCGUCAAGCAGUUCCGCCCAGCUGUAUACAUGUGCGAGUGGGAAAGGACCAAGACGCAGCCGCCUCAGUCGGCUGAAAAGACUGAGGAGGGCGCCUCCGAAGCCACCGCCCCGGCCCCCGAGUCCCUGGAGGGCCAGUCGGCGGCAGAGGGGGAGAGCUCUUCUCAGCGGCCCCCGGCCUCAGCGGGGGUCACCUACGAGCUCUGCGCCGGACUGGUGGACAAACCCAAUCUAUCUCUGGAGGAGAUCGCCCGGCAGGAGGUGCUGGAGGAGUGUGGCUACGAUGUGCCGGCCUCUAAACUGAAGAGGAUUACUUCUUACAGGUCAGGCGUAGGUGUAACGGGUGCCAAGCAGACUAUGUUUUACGCCGAGGUGUCUGAUGACAACUGCGUGAGUGCAGGUGGAGGUGAGCCACGGGAGGGAGAGCUUAUCGAGGUGGUCAAAGUCCCGCUGCACGAGGCCAUGACGUUUGCCUACGACGAGCGUAUACCCAAAACCAUGGGCAUCAUUUUUAGUUUCAUCUGGUUCCAUAAUAACAUGUCUCCCAAGUACAAGAUCUCCACCAAUGUGUAACUAGUAUUAACCAACCAUCUUUAUACCGUUUAUUCCAAAUUAAAUCAAACACUGGCCCAGCACAUCCACUCUUUCCCUCAUGGCUCUUCAUCCUGUAUUGCCUUUUUUGCUUAUUGGUACAUGAGGAAAGGUGGGCCCCUUGUCUUGUUGCCAACAGGUAUCUUUAAGUUUUGUCCUGUUCACCUUUUUUAAGUUUUCAUGUGGUCUUAAUAUUUUCCCUAGAAACAAAUUUGCCAUAGCUGGUUGUCACUGGCACAUUUUUCUCUUCUUGAUGAUUUUUGUAGUCUGUUAAUCAUUUAAUUUACUGUGCCAUCUGUUUAUAAAUGGCUGCAUAUCACUGAUUUCAUUUGCCUGCCCUUGAUUAAAGGAACACUCCACUGAUUUUAGUGUAGGUUCUUGAAUGUUACCUGCAUUUAUAUUUUUAAAAAAAGCAUAUAAAUACACCUGAUAUUGGUGAUAAAAAUAAAGCCAUUUGCCAUUCUGCUUGCAGUCAAAUAAACAAACUUGUCAAACAUG